AUGAGUGAUAAUGCGGAUAUGAUGGAAGCGGUUCCAAUGGAUGAAUCGUCGAAUAAGAUUCAUCAGCAGAAAGAGGAUGAUGAACAUCACCAUCAAUGUAUUGAAGAAUUACGUACGAUAUUUCUUCGGGUUCAUCAAUGCCAACAAGAACCGGAUAAACACAAAGAUGAACUGGCUCAACUUCAUACACGUGGAAUGCAUUUAUGUAAUAAGCUUCGUUCAUUAAAUAGAAAUGGCCGUAUGCGUAUACAAAAAGCUCGUGAAUUGACGAUCGAGCAUCGCAAUCGUCUCGAUGAUCAAACACUUGAACAACAAAAUCUUCUCUACGAACUUUCUCAUAUUAACAAAGAAAUUGCACGUUGUGAAGAAUUCAAAUCGAAGGAUGAAGUAUUAGAACUGGUCAGUCUGGAAGAUUUCUAUGCCAAUGCACCACCUGAGCUUACUGAUUCAACAGUCACAGCCAGUGAUCCUCAUCGACUUCAUCUAUUUCAACUCGAUUGGGAAUUGAUGCAAAGGGAAAAAUUGCACGAUGACUGCAAAGCAUUACAAACAGAAAUAGGCGAUCUUAAAAAGCAGAUAGUUCGUCGACGAAAACGACUUCGUUCAUUACGACCUAAACUAAAACAAGUUGUUAAAUCUACCGAUCCUGUUCGUCGUUAUAUCGAAUCUCAAUUCGAUGAUACAAACAAUCUUUCACAGUCCAUCAAUAAUCCUCUAAUAGCAAAGCUACCAGACUCGCUCUAUGUACUAUAUAGUCUUAUUUUGGCUUAUCAGCAAUGUGACGGUCGUCACGUAACAUGUCAAAUUGAAUCGAAAGAAGAUUCGUCAACGUCAAAUUCCUCUCUUGAGAUCAACGUCGACGGUGUUUUAAUCAAUGGUGAUCAUCAAUCUCUAAUGCGAGCACAUCCGUUGCAUGUGAAAGUCAACCUAAUGCUUUCUCCUGAUCAUACAGGGGAAUUAUUAUUCACGUUUUUACCGCAAUUGAACAUUGUUACUGCUGAUGCAAAACUAUCGGGACUACGCGCGCAACAAAGUCAAACAUUGACGUCCAAUUUGCUUCAUAAUUUACUCGAUGAUAAUGACAAUGGGCAAUUAUCACCCAAUCCAACAACAGACUUUCUUUUCCAACAAUGCGGAAAACCUGCGCCUAACUUUUCGGAAUUGCACGUUGGCUAUCCAUAUCAUUGGAUUCAGCAGUUAUGCAAAUGUCAAAUAGUUCCAUUACAACGGCAAGAACUAGUUGUUGAUUGUUCAGAGAUCAUCAAACGUUUAACUCAACGUAUGCGAGCACGAAUUGCACUCGAUCGUAUAUUAGUCAAUUUGGAAAAAUGUGACAUGCCAUUACUAGCUGAUGGAAAUGAAACCACAAAUAUUCUUAAUUCCACAGCACGUCGGUCGAUAACGACUCUACCAAUCUUUCGCUCUUUUCGUGAAAUAUCAUUUGAUGACGUGAAUAAACAUGAUUUCAUUCGAGUAAUUAUCAGUGAAAAUCUUGUCAAUCGUACAACAACAUCGAUUUAUGAAUGUAAAUUUCACUCAUUGGCACAAGAUGAAAGCAGCCGAAGCGUGCUUUAUGCAUACAUCUUCAUCCCCGCAAACUAUCCUCAAGCACGAUCGAUUAUCCUACUCAAACUAGUUUCACCGGUUAAUGGGAACAAAACCAUCGAGAAGACCAGACUCAAUAAUGAGAAUAUCAAAACUUUCGAACGAUCAUUAAUGUUUGAUGUUGUCUAUACAUCAACUACAACAACCAGUGGAAGUGGAUUACUUGAUCCAUCUCAGCACUUUACAUUACUUGCUCAACAAAUCUGGCGUUUAGCAAUUGGUUUUUCUUCCUUACUCGACGCAGAAUCCAAUCCAGUUUGCACAGGUCGUCGUCGUCAAACGUUAUUAGCUCGAUUAGUCGAUUAA
Messenger RNA from Adineta ricciae, 1911 nucleotides. The record is from the annotation of a GenBank genome assembly. NCBI's taxonomy places the organism in Eukaryota, Metazoa, Rotifera, Eurotatoria, Adinetida, Adinetidae.